AUGGGAGGGGUUACUUCAUCGAUCGCUGCUAAAUUCGCAUUUUUCCCACCAACACCACCGUCUUAUGGUGUUGUAGCUGACGAUAGCUGCGGCGGACGCUUAUACAUACCGGAAAUUCCGCGGCGGGAUGAUGUCGACGUCCUCAAGCUCCGUACUCGUUCUGGCAAUGAGAUCGUGGCGGUUUAUAUCAAACAUCCCAAAGCUAAUGGUACGCUUCUGUAUUCACAUGGUAACGCCGCCGAUUUGGGACAAAUGUUUGAACUUUUUGUCGAGCUCAGUAAUCGCCUUCGCGUUAAUCUUAUGGGGUAUGAUUACUCUGGUUAUGGUCAGUCUACUGGACAGGCAAGCGAGUGUAAUACAUAUGCUGAUAUAGAAGCAUCAUAUAAAUGCCUAAAGGAACAGUAUGGCAUAAAAGACGAUCAACUGAUUUUAUAUGGUCAGUCUGUUGGUAGUGGACCCACGGUUGAUCUAGCUUCGCGCACACCUAACUUAAGAGGCGUGGUUUUACAGUGUCCUAUUCUGUCUGGGAUGAGGGUUUUGUAUCCGGUGAAAUGUACAUAUUGGUUUGACAUUUACAAGAAUAUUGAUAAGAUCGGUGCAGUUAACUAUCCUGUAUUAGUAAUCCAUGGAACUGCGGAUGAAGUGGUUGAUUGUUCUCAUGGAAGACGGCUCUGGGAACUCAGCAAAGAGAAGCAGCAAAUGAGACAGAACAAACCUACGACUAUAAGAAUCGCCACUACCAAUCCAGAAGCAACCACAAUGCCUAGAGACGGAAAAAAAAAUUUUCAUAAGAAGACUGAUGUUGCGUAUGCUAUUUCCAACCAAAAGGUGGGUGGGUGUGGAGAUUUGGGGAAGGGACAAGUGGUUGUUCUUGUGGAAGAACAUUAG
Messenger RNA from Arabis nemorensis, 888 nucleotides. The record is from the annotation of a GenBank genome assembly. NCBI's taxonomy places the organism in Eukaryota, Viridiplantae, Streptophyta, Magnoliopsida, Brassicales, Brassicaceae.